AAACACGGAGCAUGCACACCGUAAUAUCGUCAAAUAUAACUGGUAAUCAUUUUGUAGUAUUCGAGUCAUCUGUCAGUUCUGUCAAGAUGAAAGAAAGGCUGGCCGACAUAUCGCUGUAAAUGUUUAAUUUCAAAUUUAAAAUAAAAUCAGGUAAACCAGUUUUUCGGAGGUCACAGACAUUAUUCGGGAUCGGUGGAUUCCGGAGAAAACAUAAGAGAAAUCGCUUGUAAAGGUGUGCAACCGCGAUUGAACUCGUGACUAAUUCGAUUGGACUUGAACGAGUGAUCUCCGUUGACGUCAUUACCGAAGAUAGUUUUCAUAUGAAAAGUGGAUCAUACAAAAAAGAUUUAAUAAAAAUUGUAACUUCUUAUGAUUAAAUGGAUAUGAAAGAUUAGUUUGAAUUAAUUAGGUUGUUGUAAUAUUUUUGUUGCCAUAAAAGACUAUGUUUACUACAGAAGACUUUAGAAGUAGAAGUGUAGAAGCCUUAUUACUUUUUCUGAGAGAUUUUAUAUAAGAUGUGGACAGAUCAACAAUUUAUAAUUAAUUAGAAAAAAUUUUUAUUUUUUAUUGAAAUAUGAUUUAUCCUAUAGCUCUCUUACAUAAUUAGGAAGAGCUAUUUCAUAAGUAUUUCAAAGAAAAAUACAAAUAAAUUAAUGGAGGGCUCUGUAAUUAACUUUAUCCUGAUCAUUUGUUUAUAUAUAAUUUAUUUCUUUUGUCCUCUUUUUCCUUCUUUCUCUUUUCAUCGUCUUUACGUUUAAUUUAAGAUCUAUUCAUUCAUUAGAGAGUUCUAUUAGCGAGAACUGACAAGAACCAUCUCUCGUGUCAUUGGGCUGCGUCCAAGCUCAUUGAACUUACCGAUCUAGACAUUCGUCGAAAUACCGCCAAGUGAAAUCGUUCAUGCGGAGUAUGCGUUUUUAAUAGUUAUUUCAGUAGUGAACCUGCGAAUUCGAUCGAUUUGAAUGGGCAAAUUUCCCCCUCGACUAAUCGUCAUAUUUGCAAUUCUUCCUUGGAAGAAGGAUAGAUCAUAAACGAAUGGCGGGAAUAAACGGACGAAUGAACGAACGUGGUGAGCGAGGAAGGCGGAAAGGAAUGGAUAGAGGGACGGACAGACGGAUGGCCGGGUAACCCAGAUCGGGUCAGUCGAGCCGAUCCUACGAAGACCGGCUGCCAGUACAGUAUCGGACGUCGUACCGACUUUCUGGUCGCUUGAUCAUUCAGGCGCGCAUUGUCAACCAGCCGUUUUUCAAUAUUAAAAGAAAUUAUUCGGUUGCUGAAAUUUACUCCGAUCGCUUGGUCUAGGUGCGGGCAAAUUGUUGAUGUCAGAGAUACACCGUGGAAAAAACGGAGCGGCAGGUCGAGAUGCAGUUCUCCUUUCGUAAUAAUCGCAGCUAGCCAAUAGACAAGCGCCUGGUGCUUUUUUCAUGAAUCGGACAAUGGCAAAAGGGAGAGCAGUCGCGAUAUUCUCGAUUGUGCUCUUGGCUAUUACGUGCCUUCAUUCUGUCGUGGGGGUCAAGGUCUAUACGGAGGUUACGUCCUUGAACGAGACCGCGCACCACGAUGACUACAUCGUCGAGGAAAACGAGGUGCCGUUCUCUCACGAAUCUGAUAACAAAACCGAUGAAUUCCUUCGCGAUCAUCCGCACAAUAUACUUGGAAAACCAACAAAGUUCGAUAUUCACGUAGAUGAUAGAGUAGAUUAUCAAAUUGAGCCAACGAGAAUGGCCAACGAGAAUGUCACUGCUAAUCCAAUUAAAAUAAAUUCAACGAUUAGUCAGUUUCUGUCAAGUUCGUCAGAAUGCAGAGAAAAGCUGACGGUCUCUUGUAUACGGAAGGACUUCUCAAACUUUUUAGAUCAACUUUCGAGGGUUGACACGUAUAACGUAACAGAAUCCGUGCAGAUAAUAAGAAACCCCGAAGCAAAUAUCGCGUGCGACGAUCGAAAGAACGAUGAUGAUCCGGAUUUGAAGCUUCUGGACAAGGUUCAUCAUUAUGCUAGGACACAUGUGAUGAAGAUACAGCUGAACAAGGAUCUGAGUCUCGCAAGAGAAGCCAGGACGUUCUUCGGUUCCGUGUUUCAGGGAAAGAGUUCCUUUUUAACAGGAUUCGGGCUUGGUUUUCUAGCAUUCGGUCUGAAGAAACUGUUGCUGCCCUUGUUCUUCGGCGUACAGAUAAUUAAGAGCGUGUUACUCGCUCUCUUCCUACCAAGUAUCAUUGGCAGCAUUGGUAAUAUCGUUGGAAAGGGUGUUUCCUCCUUCGCGCAGUCUUCGCAUGCCGCACCUAUGGGCGCAUCGGAGGAAAAUUUCGAGUUCAAAGAUAAUACUGAUCUUUACAACGACGAUUAUCUUACGCGACAACCGGUAGGCACGUUACCAGCAUCCGCUAUGUACGACGAGAGUAUGAUGCAGACGCAGAAAACUCCGGAUAUUGCAAACCGCUAUGGAUUCGUAGAUUCGAGAAUAUCCCAUGCGAAUGCGCUUUCGGAUCGUUAUUACACACGACACGUGGCUGCGCAUGGACUUUCUAAGAAACAAGAUUUUAAGGUAUUCCAUGAGAUCCCGACGAGCUCUUUGCUUUUGACGAACUACGACCCCUUCUACUCGCCCCUGCUGUCACGUUUGGACGCCGUUUUCUCUCGCCUGGGCCACAAUACGGAAGGCUGCAGGGAAUACGCGGUGUGCGCGAUGUAUCGGAGUCCCGCGCGUUACGCGCCAUACUCGAACCUGGUCUCGGCUCAGCUGUCUAGAGAAUUGAACGAGCUGAGGAAACCCAGCAGCGACAAUCCCGACGUUCUUCGAUUCUUCAGAUACAUGAAGGCCGCUAAAGAUGGUCAGGAUGGCGUCAAGUGCGAAGAUAUCUAUGCGAAUUGUGCGAACGCUCGUGAAGAUCAGAACUUAAAGCAAAAUCAAGCGAUGCUCGCGACAUACCAAGAUAUUAACAAGCUCGUUCAGGCCAGAAAGAUCUGAGAACGUUGUAAUUUACUGUCGUUAUGGCCGUUAUUAAUUAUAAAUGAAUAAAAGAAGGCGCUUCUCACAUCUCUUCAUGCAAGUUUUAUGAGAAGCAGUGGCCUAUAGUUCUGACUGGAUGCGCUAGUGCAAUCGCUAGAAAAAGAUUUAGCGUAUGCUCUAACAUUCGUUUAUAGAUGUUGCGCCUGAGUAAAAUUUGUAGAUUUUAGUGAUGAAUUACUACGGUCGCACGAGACGCUCAUACGAGGCUUCCAGAAUUGCAAAAUUUCGAUUUUUUUUUCUUCCAAAUAUUUUAUCAACUUUUAUACUAAAAUUUUAGUAGAGGAAUAUUUAAAAAUUUUCAAGAACAUUUCAAUUAAAAAUUUUUGAAUAGCAUCUUAAAUAAAAGAAUCCGAAAUUAAUUUGCGUUUGUGAAGCUUCCGAGACAGUCUUAAUCCGCCAUUAUUCGAAUCUUCAACUCUUGUAACUCAACUGUAAGCUCAUGAUGUAUCAUACACAGUUUCCUAAAUUAUCGUUCGUAGCUUUGAUGUCGAUAUUACAGCAGCAUGUAAAUAUAAAGUCUCUGAGGACUAUUUAUUGAUUAUUUCUACGAAAAUUCAGAAAUAAGUUUAUAAUAAUUAAAACACGUUUUGUCAUAAAUAAUUAAAAUUAUUUAUUUUAAAUUUUAAAUAAAAACAUUAAAAUUAAUUUAUUUAAUUAAAAUUUAUAUAAAUUAUUAAAAUUUAUAUAAAUAUUAUUUAAAUUCUGUUUUAAAACACGUUUAAUCUGAUUAAUAACAGAUUUUUUGACACAUUGUUAACUAUAAAUUCCAAUAAAAGUAUAUUGUGAAUAAAGAACAUUUUAUAAAGAAACGUUUUAUAAAACAAAGCGACAUUUGAUCAUGCCGCCAUAAUCGGUAAACUAAUAUUAAUGUUAUUUUUUAAGCAUCUAGAAGAAUAGAAACUGUGUUAGAACAAUCAAGAGCAUCACAAUUUACAUAAUAUUUCGCUUUAGAUUACGAGACAGGUACAUGUGAUUUAGUCUACUUCUCUCGUAACAAAGCGAUUUUGAAAUAGAAAUAAAUUUUUAUAAUUUUAUUGAAUUGUUUAAAAAAUAUUUAUAUGAAAAUUAUUAGGGCAAUUAACUUUUUUAAAUGAGAAAAAAUUUGGGAAAUCUAUGAUAUAUCAGAAAUUAUGCUAAAAAUAUUUUCAUCGAGAAUUUAACUUGUUCAAAACUCUUUUAAAUAUUAAAAAAAAAUGUUAAUGUAUUAAUAUUUUUCUUAAACAGAUAUUUACACAAAUGAAUGAUUAUUAAAUGGCAUUAUGAUUAUUAAAUGGCAUAAAUAAAUAAUUACUUGAUGAAUUGUGUAAAAUAUGAACGUAUAAUAUUAAAAUUAUUAUAUGUUUAAUUUGUAUUUAUUUAUUGAAUGCUAUCGUGUACAGGAUUUUAUCUUGUAAUGUUUGAUAGUGAUUCUGAAUAUUUAUUUAUUUAUAUGACAUGAGGAUGAAGAUGCUAAUUUAUACAAUCAAAGCAAGAAACGUAUUGCGCAGAGCGCAUAUGUAUUUAGGUUAACUGUAUUUUAUUAAAAAAUUGCGAUUACUUCGUUAUUCGCAUGAUACAUUUUUAAAUUAAUGUACAGAGUACGUCAAUAAAAGAUUUUAUGAUGUUAGUCACGCGGGUUUCUCCAAAGUAAGGCAGCGCAAUGCGUCAGCAUACGACAUUUAUGUAAUCAAAAUCCUGUUUAAGACAUAAAGCAAUAAGAACAAAAGAAAGAGUUUCUUUCUUAUUGAAAACAUGAAUUAUCACACUCGCAUAAAACAAUAUGACAGUUAAUAAAAUUUUGUAACAAACAAAAUACAUAUAAAAAA
Monomorium pharaonis (pharaoh ant) is the source of this 4810-nucleotide messenger RNA. RefSeq lists its product as uncharacterized. The transcript is spliced from 5 exons. The coding region runs from base 1422 to 2963 and encodes 513 amino acids. NCBI's taxonomy places the organism in Eukaryota, Metazoa, Arthropoda, Insecta, Hymenoptera, Formicidae. The record is from RefSeq and is a predicted model, not a curated record.